Boleophthalmus pectinirostris (great blue-spotted mudskipper) is the source of this 3278-nucleotide messenger RNA. Its product is annotated as FRAS1-related extracellular matrix protein 1-like. Gene Ontology annotation, biological process: cell communication. Bases 440 to 3061 code for a protein of 873 amino acids. The record is from RefSeq and is a predicted model, not a curated record. Lineage: Eukaryota; Metazoa; Chordata; Actinopteri; Gobiiformes; Gobiidae. Gene Ontology annotation, cellular component: membrane. The transcript is spliced from 18 exons.
CUCCACGACACGGACGCCUCCUCAACGCCGUCCACAGACGACAGGGGGCAGCACUGAGCGUCGACCAGUUCACCCUGCAGGAGCUGCGGCAAGGUCUGAGGCUGGUUUACGUCCACGAUGGAUCUGAGACUCUCCAGGACUCUGUGGAGCUGAGUUUGUCCGACGGGAAAACUCGGUCCUGGGCACGGCCUUCAUCACCAUCCUCCCUGUGGACGACCAGACGCCCACACUCCUCAGGAACUCUGGUCUUGAGGUGGACUCCGGUCAGACCAGGGUCCUGUCCUGCGUGGUCCUGGAGGCAGAAGACCGAGACUCAGACCUGGACCGGGUCUUCUACGUCCUGAGCACAGUCCCCAGACAGGGGGCGCUGCAGAGGAAGAGCGGCUCUGAUUGGUCGGUUCUGUAUCCGGGGCAGAACUUCACUCAGACCGACGUGGAGAUGAACCGGAUCCGCUACGCGCACCGGGUCGAAGGUCACGCAGAGGUCACCGGGGUCACUCCGGGGUCAAAAGGUCACGACAGCUUCAGGUUCAUCCUCAGCGACCGAACCAACGAGACCCCGAUCCAGACCUUCUACAUCCACAUCCGGACCAGAGAGAGAGGGGCGCUGAGGCUCAGUACUCGUCCGGCUCGGAUCACGGAGGGCGAGAGACUUGUCCUGAACUCGAACUAUCUCCUGGCCCAGGACUCCGGACCUCCUCAGGACCUGGUCUACAGGGUCCAGGACGGUCCUCGGCUCGGGACCCUGAGUCUGGUGAGCGCCCCCGGAGUCCCUCUGAAGAACUUCACCCAACUGGACGUGACGGCGCAGAGAGUCUGUUACACUCACGACAACAGCCACCAGGGGGCGCAAGACUCAGUCAGUUUCGUCGUGUCUAACGGCGUCUCUUCAGUCUUUGGGUCUCUGUUGGUUCACAUCGUCCACUUGGACAGAAUCCCGCCCAGUCUGGUCCAGAACUCGGGACUCCGGGUCCAGGAGGGUUCCACCGGGAUCAUAACCAGAUCUCACCUGCUCCUGACCGACCCCGACACCGCCGCGGCGAACCUCACCUACGAAAUCACCCAGAUGCCCCGGUACGGCAAACUCCUGCUGCACGGAACACCGCUGGACAGAACCAACAGGCGGUUCUCUCAGUGGGACCUGGACCGGGCCGGGGUCACGUACCGACACGACCCCAAGACCCGCGCCUCCAUCGACGCCUUCCACUUCCUGCCCACCGACCAAUCAAACACCGGCUUCCUCCUGUACGGACGAAUCAGCACCGAGCCCGCAGUCUUCACCAUACAGAUCGAGCGUCCGGACUCUCCGCCGUCGCUCGUCUCCAGACUCUCGCCGUCGCUGGUCUCGGCUCUGGGCUCCGGACGCUUCGGGAUCAUCCUGGACCGGUCCAACCUCCAGGCCUCAGACCCGGACUCUGACGACCAGGACCUGACUUACACCAUCACCUCAGGUCCUCAACACGGACACCUGGAGAACAUGCUCACAGGUUCGUACAUUCAGAGUCGUUUCACUCAGAGGGACGUCAACCAGAAGUCGGUGGUUUAUUUACUUCCUGUCGACGUCGACGUCACAAACGACCACUUCCUGUUGGUUCUGUCCGACCCGGCGGGAAACAGCCUGCCCCCUCGGAGACUGGACCUGUCGUGGUCUCGGGUGCAGUUCUCGGCCUCAUGUUUCAGGACGUGUGAAACUUCAGGAACUUUACAGAUCCAAGUCCAAAGAACCGGGUCCAGCUCCGACCCGGCGUAUGUCUCUAUACAGGUGGAAGGGGGCGGGGCUAAAGUGGGCGUGGACUUCACUCACAGCUCGGCGUCGCUGCUGCAGUUUGACCCAGGUGUAAAUGUAAAAACCUGGAACAUUUUCCCGAUCGCCGACGGUCUGGAGGAAAACCACGAGUCCUUCACCGUUCACCUGAAAAAACCCCAGAACACAGUCCUCGGAACCAGGACCUCAGCCCGGGUCGAGAUCCUGGACCCCAGACAAGGUCGCUGUGAUCCUUUUGAGACUUUUGAGGACUUCGUUCCAUUGGUCCCUCCUGGUCCAGAUCCUGGUCUCAGUCCUGGUCCAGACCCUGGUCCAGACCCUGGUCCAGAAAAAGACUUAGACCCUGUUACAGAAAUCGAGACCGAGUUGAUCUUUGAACCAGAUCCACGGAGUCCCCCCCGAGGAGACGUCCCCAACCGAGAACUGGACUUCAGCCUGAGGGACCAGGCCUGGACCCAGGACCAAGACCAAACCGGCCUGUACCAGGACCUCAGAGACCAGACGUGGACCCACCCCAAGGACCUAAGGAGGUACCAGACCCAAGUCCAGACCCAGGUCCACAAAGAGACCCGUGUGGACCCGGGACAGAGGGUGCACUUGUCCACAGAGAGGGGGCAGGAGCGAGUCUGGACGUUUCACGCCCUGACGCCGCUCAGAGUGGAGCAGGUCCAGGAUCAGCCGCUCAGAGACGCCCCGGCACCAGCAGAGGGCGCAACAUCCCCACGUGAACCAGCAGAGGGCGCCACAUCCCCACGUGAACCAGCAGAGGGCGCCACAUCCCCACGUGAACCAGCAGAGGGCGCCACAUCCCCACGUGAACCAGCAGAGGGCGCCACAUCUCCUCCUGAAACACCAGGGGGAGCCACUGCACCACAGAGUGUUUGUCCCUCUGGUUCCUGGACUCUCCACAGGAGGCGCUGUUUCCUCCUCAGUUCGUCGGUGGCGUCUUGGAGCAGUGCACAACACUCCUGCUCCCAGCUGUGGAACAGCAGCCUGGUGUCGGUCCAGUCCAGGAGAGACCUGUUCUGGCUCUGGAGGUUCAGCGGGAGGCGUUCGUUCUGGACGGAUUUUCCAGACGCGGUGGACAGAGACGCGGUGGACAGAGACGCGGUGGACAGAGACGCGGUGGACAGAGACGCGGUGGACAGAGACGCGGUGAACCUGUCUGGACUGAAGGGGGCGACGUCUCCUCACUGUGUCCUCAUCAAAAAUCCUAAAAACUGGAUCCAGACGAACUGUUCCACAGACUCAGAACAUCACUUUAUCUGCUCCAGACCAGGUCCAGACCAGGACUGAACCAGGUCCAGACCAGGUCUAGACCAGGUCUGAACCAGGACUGAACCAGGACUGAAAAUGCCUGAAAGGAUCAUUUCAUACUUUUACUGUAAAUUCAAAUUUGUUUAUUAAUAUUGUAUUUUUGUCAUAAUAAAGAAUCAUAAACUUUGUUUUGUUCGACUUUGAAAACACAAAUAAUUCGUCUGAACAGAAUUUGAAAAUAAAAACCUGGGACGUC